This is a messenger RNA of Punica granatum (pomegranate), 3287 nucleotides long. The record is from RefSeq and is a predicted model, not a curated record. Lineage: Eukaryota; Viridiplantae; Streptophyta; Magnoliopsida; Myrtales; Lythraceae.
CUCUUCAUCCUACUACUCAUGUGAAGCUCCAUGAGCUCAGCGUCAGCUCCCUUCUCCUCGACGGAAUCAACCCUUCAUCAAUCACUCAUCUCAUCUCCUCCUCCAUCACAGAUAUUAUAAUAUAUAUACUUGGCAGCGGGCUCCUCCUCUUCACUUCUCUUUUUCGUAUCGUAUGGUAUCACGCGGCAUAUUCUCUCCCUCUCUCUCAGUGUCUCUCUCUCGUUUGGACUCCUCUGCGUCCACCGAAAUAUCUCGCCUCCGCUUUUUAGAUUCUUCCUCCUUCCAUGGACAUGGCCUCUGACUGAUCUUCCUAUAUAAGGACCGACCUCCAGAUUUUUCUUCUUUUUCAUAUAUAAUAAUCACUCUCUCCACUCCUCUCUCUCUCUCUCUCUCUCUCUCUCUCUCUCUCUAUCCUCCUCUGCGCCUGACAGCAACUCCAGUGCUUAGCGAAGGCGGGAGCUCGUUUGGUACGAGCUAUUAGUGGGGACUCAUUAGCAUGGCUACUACCUCGAAAGUUAAUGGAACCGCGGGAUCAGGGAUACCUGAGAAUGUUCCUCCAGUAUCCUGCCCACUUGCUGAUGAGCCAACUGAAAUAGCAUCGAAUAUUAGCUUCCAUGCAAAGUACAGCCCUCAUUUUUCGCCUUUCAAGUUUGAGCCUGAGCAAGCGUACUUCUCGACCGCAGAAAGCGUUCGUGAUCGCCUCAUACAGCAAUGGAACGAGACCUACCUCCAUUAUCACAAAACCGAUCCCAAGCAAACUUAUUACCUGUCAAUGGAAUAUCUACAAGGACGAGCCUUGACUAAUGCAAUUGGGAAUCUUGAGAUUCAAGGAGCAUAUGCUGAUGCUUUGAAUAAGUUGGGACAUGAUCUGGAGGAAAUAGUAGAGCAGGAGAAAGAUGCUGCUUUAGGUAAUGGGGGCUUGGGGAGGCUCGCUUCAUGUUUUCUGGAUUCUAUGGCAACCUUAAAUUUGCCUGCAUGGGGAUAUGGCUUGAGGUACAGAUAUGGCUUGUUUAAGCAGCGUAUCACCAAGGAUGGUCAAGAAGAACUUGCUGAGGACUGGCUUGAGAAAUUUAGCCCUUGGGAAAUUGUCAGGCAUGAUGUGACAUUCCCCAUCAGAUUUUUUGGUCAUGUGGAGGUUCAUCCUAGUGGAUCUCGAAAAUGGGUUGGGGGAGAGCUUGUGCAAGCUCUGGCAUAUGAUGUGCCAAUUCCAGGAUACAAGACAAAGAACACUAAUAGCCUUCGACUCUGGGAGGCAAAAGCUUGUGCUGAGGAUUUCAAUUUGUUUCAGUUUAAUGAUGGGCAGUAUGAGUCAGCUGGACAGCUACACUCUCGGGCUCAACAGAUAUGUGCUGUACUGUAUCCUGGAGAUGCUACAGAAAGUGGAAAGCUUUUAAGGCUGAAGCAGCAGUUUUUCCUCUGCAGUGCGUCACUUCAGGCCCGUUUUCAGGAUAUUAUUUUCAGAUUUAAGGAGCGAAAAGAUGGCAAAGGCUCGUGGCAGUGGUCCGACUUUCCUUCUAAAGUUGCUGUACAACUGAAUGAUACUCAUCCAACUCUUGCUAUUCCUGAGCUAAUGCGUUUGUUAAUGGAUGAAGAAGGACUUGGAUGGGAUGAAGCUUGGGAUGUGACCACAAGGACAGUUGCAUAUACCAAUCACACAGUUUUACCUGAAGCAUUGGAGAAAUGGUCACAAGCUGUAAUGUGGAAACUUCUUCCUCGUCACAUGGAGAUCAUUGAAGAAAUUGAUAAACGGUUUAUGGCAGUGGUCCACACCAGUCGAACUGAUCUUGAGAGUAAGCUUCCCAGCAUGCGAAUAUUGGAUAACAAUCCACAAAAGCCAGUUGUCAGGAUGGCAAAUUUAUGUGUUGUUUCUUCGCAUACGGUUAAUGGUGUUGCCCAAUUACACAGUGAUAUCUUGAAGUCUGAAUUAUUCGCAGACUAUGUCUCCAUCUGGCCAAAGAAGUUCCAGAAUAAGACCAAUGGCAUCACUCCCCGACGAUGGCUACGUUUUUGCAGUCCUGAACUCAGUAGCAUUAUCACCAAAUGGUUAAAAACUGAUCAGUGGGUUACCAAUCUUGAUCUCCUUGCUGGUCUUUGUAAAUUCGCUGAUAAUGAAGACCUCCAAAAUGAAUGGGCAUCUGCCAAAAUGGCUAAUAAACAACGAUUGGCACAGUAUAUAUUCCGAGUAACUGGGGAGUCUAUUGACCCAAACAGCCUCUUUGACAUCCAAGUGAAGCGCAUUCACGAAUACAAGCGACAGCUGCUGAAUAUUCUGGGUGUGAUCUAUAGGUACAAGAAAUUAAAGGGGAUGAGCCCUGAAGAGAGGAGAAAGACAACUCCACGUACAGUCAUGAUUGGGGGAAAAGCUUUUGCAACAUACACAAAUGCCAAAAGAAUAGUCAAGCUGGUAAAUGAUGUUGGUGAUGUUGUCAACACUGAUCCUGAGGUCAAUGACUAUCUGAAGGUAGUAUUUGUUCCAAAUUACAAUGUCUCUGCAGCGGAAAUGCUGAUUCCUGGAAGUGAGCUAUCACAGCAUAUCAGCACUGCAGGAAUGGAGGCAAGUGGCACAAGCAAUAUGAAAUUUGCACUCAAUGGAUGCCUCAUAAUAGGAACAUUAGACGGGGCAAAUGUGGAAAUCAGGGAAGAGAUUGGAGAGGACAAUUUCUUCCUCUUCGGUGCAACAGCAGAUGAGGUCCCUCAGCUCCGGAAGGAUAGGGAAAAUGGACUCUUCAAGCCUGAUCCUCGAUUUGAAGAGGCCAAGCAGUAUGUAAGAAGUGGAGCAUUUGGAAGCUAUGACUACAACCCUCUCCUAGACUCUCUAGAGGGAAACUCCGGUUAUGGUCGUGGUGAUUAUUUUCUCGUUGGGCAUGACUUCCCGAGCUACAUGGAUGCUCAGGCAAGAGUGGAUGAAGCUUACAAAGACCGGAAAAGGUGGCUGAAGAUGUCGAUAAUGAGCACUGCUGGAAGUGGCAAGUUUAGCAGUGACCGGACAAUUGCUCAAUAUGCUAAGGAGAUAUGGAACAUAGAGGAAUGCCGCGUGCCGUAAAAGCGGCGACUCCUGGAAAAGGAUUCUGUUAGAUUAUUUCGACUUCGUCACACUAGAAUCUGGGAUAAUAUUCUCUUGAAAAGCAUAACUAUACUUGUUCGUUUGUAAGGCUUGUACUUGGCAUUUAAAUUUUUCCCGCUAAAAGUUGUGAUGUACUUGGCAUUUAAAUAUUUCCUGCUAAAAGUUGUUAGUACUUUUAUUUGAUGAUGGUAUUGAAUAAGCAUUCCUUCAGUUGCAAUGACGA